AUGUAUGAUAAUCAUGAGUCAAUUAAUUGCAAUUUGCAUGCAACGCUUUACGCGGAUAAUGAAAGAAAAUUAUCAUUAAUUGGGGAGCAACUCAACAUGAAUAUUAAAUUGCCAGGUGCCGAAAUUGGCAAAGUCGUGACUCGAUUUCCACCGGAGCCUAGUGGAUACUUGCAUAUCGGACAUGCCAAAGCCGCAAUGCUAAAUCAAUAUUUUGCGCAAGAAUAUAAAGGAAAAAUGAUUUUAAGAUUUGAUGAUACAAAUCCUACUAAAGAAAAGGCAUAUUUAACACUGCUUGGUAUACAUGCUGAUCAAAUAACUUAUACUUCGGACCAUUUUGAGGAGCUUUAUCAAUAUGCUAUCAAGAUUAUCAAUAAAGGAUUAGCUUAUGUAGAUGAUACUGAUGUCACUACGGCUAGUAUUACUGGUGGUCCUGAAGUUCCCUACACAAAAGACUUACCAAAGCACAAGAAGAAUCCUAAUGUAGGAACAAAGAAAACAUGGUUUUCUUCGACCAUUUUUAUUGACCAAAAUGAUGCUAAGACAUUUGAAAUUGAUGAAGAGAUAACACUUAUGGACUGGGGAAAUGCUAUAGUUAAAUCUGUUCAUAAAUCAGACUCAGACCCUGAAACAGUGUUAGGGUUAGAUUUGCAACUUCAUUUGGAGGGUGAUUAUAAAAAGACUAAGAAAAAGAUUACUUGGUUGGCUGAUACCGAAGAUGUCUUAGAAAUUGUGUUGGCCGACUAUGAUUAUUUGAUCAAUAAGCGGAAAUUGGAAGAAAAUGAUGAAGUCACAGAUUAUGUCACUGAAAAAACCGAAUUUUUAACUAGUGCUCUUGCAGAUUCUAAUGUGAGAAUGCUUAAGAAAGGUGAUAUAAUUCAGUUUGAAAGAAAGGGAUAUUAUAUACUGGAUGAUAAUAUUUCUACCACAUCUGUUCCACGUUUUAAUCAUAUUCCUGAUGGCAAGGCUAGUAGUAUGGCUUCUAAAGCCGCGAGUGAAAUAAAAAUAUUGAAGGAAGUUAUUAUAAGAGAAAUUAUUGUAUUUAGAAAGUAA
Molecule: messenger RNA, 1050 nt
Organism: Racocetra fulgida
Lineage: Eukaryota; Fungi; Glomeromycota; Glomeromycetes; Diversisporales; Gigasporaceae
Source: the annotation of a GenBank genome assembly